GUCAUUUGCUAAGGGAUCAUCUUACAAUCGGACCAGUCCGUCUGAGUCACCAUGACGCUAAAACUUCUCCAUAUAAAUAACUUCAGUUGUGCUCAGAUCUCAGUGGGGAAGGAGAGACUCCGCUCUGCAGCUCGGCUUUUAUCCUGAACUGAAAAAGAAAUGGAACAUCAGGAAAACUUCACAGCAGCGUCUGCACGCCUCUUGCCGCACGCGACGGCCGCCAAAGAAAGCGGCGGAAACGCGCAUCUCUACGUAUUGAUAGUCAUGUCUUUUUACGGAGUGUUUCUCUGCGGAAUCAUGCUGGGAUAUUUCCGCUCCAAGAGGAAGGAGGAAAGGAGGAGUAACAUCUUCACGCGCCUGGUGCACGAGGAGGAGCAGAGGGAGUGGGGCGCCCUGCCUCCGAAGCACAGCCUCACCUUUCCGGGCUCGGGGCUGCGGGCGCUGCACGUUUCAUUGCCGUUUUGCGGUAACCAUGGCAACCACUCUGGGGCCCUACGUCACGAGGCUUUCCUGCCGUCUCCGCUGGCGUGCGCGCUCUGCGCGGAGCAGAGCAGCGUCAGCUCCCUGUGCUCCUCCGCAGACACGCGCGUGACCAUUGAGGAAGAGGAGGCCGUCAGCGGCAGCAGAAGGGAAACCUGCACCAGCGGAGACUCAGGCUGAACUUUCCCAGGACUUUUAAAUAAAAUCACAAAAUCAUAAAAAUUCACAUUGAAAGAUGCGAAAAUCUGCUGGGAACCAAAAAUGACCUGAAAUGCUUCAUGAUCAAAGGAGGCAGUUGGUGUGUUUGCGACUAACUGGGUCUAAAGUCUUCAUACCUUCAUUGUUUUCA
Molecule: messenger RNA, 829 nt
Organism: Cyprinodon variegatus (sheepshead minnow)
Lineage: Eukaryota; Metazoa; Chordata; Actinopteri; Cyprinodontiformes; Cyprinodontidae
Gene: kcne4
Product: potassium channel, voltage gated subfamily E regulatory beta subunit 4
Exons: 2
Coding region: 160-660 (166 amino acids)
Biological process (GO): membrane repolarization during action potential; regulation of ventricular cardiac muscle cell membrane repolarization; ventricular cardiac muscle cell action potential
Cellular component (GO): membrane
Molecular function (GO): delayed rectifier potassium channel activity; transmembrane transporter binding; voltage-gated potassium channel activity involved in ventricular cardiac muscle cell action potential repolarization
Source: RefSeq, a predicted model, not a curated record